GGACUGUGUAACUAAGAGGAUUAGACGCGAUUUACGUAGCCAACGGGACGCAUAGCAACAGGUCAGCGUGCGUUACAUUACUGCUGGAAAGUGGUUGCCAUUGAAGACAAAGAAAAAAAUAGAUAAAAUAAAGGGAGGUACCAUCUUGUUAUGACCUCAUUUUGGGUUGGUUGCCAUCGACUGAGCUUCGGGCAAAGUCAGAUCACCACCAUGUGAGGAAAACAUGCUCCCUCAUCAUGGCAUGCAUGCUGUGGACUGUCUUUACAUGGACUUUCAAAGGGAUACUGUGCACCUGCAGGUUCCUUUGGAUUUGCCCAUACAAUGCAAUCCAGUUUCUGCCAAGGGAAAAACACAUACUGGAAAAAAGCUCACCUCAAAAACAACCAACGGGUUGUGAAAGUAAGAUGGUCGCCGCCAUACCAGGCUGCCCCGACCGCACGGUGGGCCUCCAGAAAAGGUUGAGCAAAACCGAGCAGGACAUCCUGUCGCUGAGGACGAGGAUCGCUUGCGAGAGAGCGUCAUGGGAAAGGAAGUUUGCCGAGCUGCAAAGAAAACAGGAGGCGCUCUGCAAUCAGGUCAUCCUUGAGGUUGGAGCACCAAUUAGAGCUGAGCAAAGAGUGGACAAUGGAGACGUUUUUGUCGAGAGCUCAAGCAAAGUGUUCACUGAGUGUCGGCAUCAUGACAGAGGGUCUGAUGUUUUAUCUCGACAAAGCCCGUUGUCCUUGUCCCCAGCACCGAGCUCCACAUCAGCCUCUUCCUGCUCCUCAACACCAAGUGUGCGAUCUGCACGAUCUGUGGGACCGCAACGGGUUUUUGUACCCCACUCCCCCAUGGACCUGCACCUCGGCCACCGGGUCAGAAUCAUGCUGCCUUCCGGGCGAAUCAGCACGGGCGCCAUCCGUUUCCUGGGCCACCUUCAGGGGGAGUCAGAGCUCCACCUCGGGGUGGAGCUACAGACGCCCGAUCACGGCAUGCGGGACGGUCACCACAAGGGACACUUCUACUUUGACUGCAAACCUGGUUAUGGUGCCUUUGUACCAUUUCACAAGCUGCUGAUGGCCUGGGAAUGACACCCCCCGGAUGCACAGAACUGGACGACUGACUCAUUUGAAAGAGAUUCAGCUUGGAUUCAAUGACUCAUCUUUGUAGUUUUUGUAUAAAAUAUAAAUUGAAGGUACAAGUAGCAGAUGCAAUCGUGUGAGUCUUUGGCAUGUUGACUGCUUGCAGGAAAAUGCUACAUUCAAAAGCCACAUGAUAAUGUCUUACUUCAGUAUCUUUAAAAACCGGUAGAGAAAAGAAAUGCAAAAGGAUUAAAACUGUCCCUUAGGCACUUUACAAAUGUGGACACGUGUUUAAACGUGAUUGUGCAUCAUUGACCAAUUAGUAACCCGAGGUAAAAACUCCCAAAUGUUCCGGAUUACUCAUUGUUCUUAAUGUUGGCAUUAAGUAAAAUACACCUGCUGACUGUUGAACAUGUAGUUUAAUGCCUUUAGAAUAUGUUAUGAAACUGUUAAAAUGACACACGCACUGACUCACAAAGGCAUGCACACACACCCUCUCCCUCUUUUCAGAAAUAUUUCUAUGCAAAUAAAUCUGCUAAGUUCACGUAUACCUCUCAUACACUGAAUUCUUCAAACCCGAGUAGAUGCUUGGGCUUCCUGUGGAAUUUCAAUCAUCCAGCAACCCACAUAGGUAUUCGCUGCGUUUAUUGCAAACGUCUAUAAUAAACUGACACAUGUUGCAUGAUCGAAGCAUAAAAAUAAAAGAAUGUGUUUUAAUGUU
Molecule: messenger RNA, 1782 nt
Organism: Phyllopteryx taeniolatus (common seadragon)
Lineage: Eukaryota; Metazoa; Chordata; Actinopteri; Syngnathiformes; Syngnathidae
Product: CAP-Gly domain-containing linker protein 4
Exons: 8
Coding region: 237-1070 (277 amino acids)
Source: RefSeq, a predicted model, not a curated record